Messenger RNA from Lotus japonicus, 1837 nucleotides. RefSeq lists its product as uncharacterized. The transcript is spliced from 2 exons. Bases 330 to 1604 code for a protein of 424 amino acids. Lineage: Eukaryota; Viridiplantae; Streptophyta; Magnoliopsida; Fabales; Fabaceae. The record is from RefSeq and is a predicted model, not a curated record.
AUAAAAAUUCUCAACCAAUGACCAUUUGAAAAGAGGCACACAAGAGAUCUACAUCUCUUCAUUUCCUUUCAGUUCAUCCACUUUUCCCCUUAUACAAAUCAUCCUCUAAGAUCUUGAAACUUGAUGCCAAAAAACAUACCCAUACUAUAACUGAUCUUCAUCUUCUCCAGAUCCUAUAAUUCCCCCUCUUUUUUCAACUAACAUCAAAAUCGUUUUCCUUUUUUUCUUCUUACACUUAGAAAUGAAACACAAGUUCUGCUAAACUCGAAUCUGAGCAAUAACAGAGUUUGAAACUUCAAUAAAGGAUCUGCGACGUCGUUUGAUCUAUAAUGGGUGCGAACCACUCAUUGGAAGUGGUGGAAGACAGCGACGAAGAAGAGGAACAAGAAGAAGAAGAAGAUGAAGAUGAAGAAGAAGAGAGGAACAUCAACGGCCACAUGGUUGAGACCCAAUUGGGCAACCACGUCGUGAAGAAGGUUCUGGAACAAGAGCCGGAGAUGCUUCCGUGUCACGCGUCGGCUUCUCCGCUGUCUCCGCAGCUUUCCUCUCUCGGAACGCCGCGCCUGGGGCCCUCCAUCAAGGUCUGGGACCCUUACAACGUUCUCGCUCCGCCGCCUUCGCCGCCGCCGGCGGUGUUUUCGCGGAGCUUCUCGGGGAACGGGAUGGUGGACGAUGAUGUUACGGAGGUCUUUCUGAUCAGCCACGGGGAGUGUGAGUUGAAUCUGGCGCCGGAGUUGGUGGCUGGACGGUGCCCCGCGGCGGCGCUCACGGCCAACGGGAAGCGGCAGGCCCGGGCACUGGCCGUGUUUCUCAAGUCUCAGGGGGUUCGGUUUGGUGCCGUGUAUUCAUCGCCGUUGGAUCGGGCACGGUCAACUGCAGUUUUGGUCUGUAAGGAAGUAAAUUUUCCGGAAGACCAAAUUCAAUCCUCAGAUGCUCUUACUGAGAUUAGUCAGGGAAGCUGGGAGGGCUGCCUUCGUUCGGAAAUAUAUACACCUGACGUUCAGGGCUGGAUUGAUCGGUUCCAGCCGGAUUUUACUGCACCUGCUGGAGAAUCACUUCGACAAGUGGAAUUCCGGAUGAUCCACUUCUUAAAUGACACUGUCCUGGGAUUACAUGAAAAAUUGAGAUCAGUUUUAUCAUCACAUCAAAAUGACAGCCAGGCAUUUGCUCAACACAAUUCCCAUGCCCUUUCAAACUCAACACAUGACCCAGAUGGACCUUCUCUCCAUCCGAACCAAUGGGAUUCGCCCAACAGGCAUCACCGACCCGCCUUCUCGAGGAAAAAAUCCGGUAAGAGCAGGCUGCAAUUUAUGACAACCACCGGAGACGAGGUCGAAGAUGAAGUUCAUUCCAGCAACGUAAACCACCAAAUUUCGCUGCACAAUUCUAGUUUCAGCAGCUUUUCACCAUCUGUUUCUUGUAUAGGACUAUUUACACAUUCUGUGCCAAUUAAGUGUCUCCUGACUGGCCUUCUUGGAUGUAGCCCCUUGAUGUUACACAAGUUCUGCAUUGAAGACUCUUCAGUGACUGUGUUGCAGCAUUCUGUGAGAACUGGUUGGCAGAUAAAAAGGCUUAAUGAUACAGCGCACCUCAGGAUUCUCUAACCAGAGGAACUGUACUCAAGCAAUUUGAAUUUUUGUCGUUGGGGGAUUAUAUAAAUUUAGGUUUGCGUGUUGAAACACAUUAGCUCACAAGAAUUGACGCCUUUCAUUGUAACCUUUAUUUAUUUUUGCACUGGUCAAUUCCGAAAGAGGAAUGGUGCAGGAAUUGGAUUGCUGUAUCAAUUUUUUUACUUUCUAUAAUUACUUAAGUAUUUUAAAUUCAGACAAAAAGAAAA